AUGGCAGCAGACCGGGGAAGGAACGCCUCUACCAUCGCCUACGUGGUCCUGCUGGGUUUUGGGGACCUCGGGGACGCAGGGAAGGCGCUUUUCUCUCUGUUCCUUGGCCUGUACUUGGUCACCGUGCUGGGCAACCUGCUGCUGAUCCUGGCCGUGCACUCCAGCCCACGCCUGCACACCCCCAUGUACCUCCUCCUGUGCCACCUGUCCUGCGUGGACGUGGGCUACACCAGCAGCAUCGCGCCCCAGCUGCUGCAGGAGGUGCUGGCCGGCAGCCUGACCGUCCCCUUCGCCGCCUGCGUGGCGCAGCUGUACGUGGUGGGCGCCCUGCUCACCACCGAGUGCUUCCUGCUGGCCGCCAUGUCCUACGACCGCUACCUGGCCAUCUGCCGGCCACUGCGCUACGCGGUGCUCAUGGACAGCACGGCCUGCCUGUCCUGCACGGACACAGCGGCCGUGGAGAGGGUGGCCCUGGCCUCCUCCUUCCUGUCCCUGUCGCCCUUCCUCUGGACCCUGCUGUCCUACAGCUGCAUUCUGACCUCCAUCCUGAGGCUCUCGUCCUCCGCCGGCCGGCGAAAGGCCUUCUCCACCUGCUCCUCGCACCUGAUCGUGGUGAGCGUGUUCUACGGCACCCUCAUCGCGCGCUUGGCAGGAGUCACAAGUCUCUAG
Molecule: messenger RNA, 669 nt
Organism: Talpa occidentalis (Iberian mole)
Lineage: Eukaryota; Metazoa; Chordata; Mammalia; Eulipotyphla; Talpidae
Product: olfactory receptor 5V1-like
Exons: 2
Coding region: 1-669 (222 amino acids)
Biological process (GO): G protein-coupled receptor signaling pathway
Cellular component (GO): membrane
Molecular function (GO): olfactory receptor activity; G protein-coupled receptor activity
Source: RefSeq, a predicted model, not a curated record